Messenger RNA from Scatophagus argus, 4030 nucleotides. It is a transcript of the gene nudt4b, whose product is annotated as nudix (nucleoside diphosphate linked moiety X)-type motif 4b. Gene Ontology annotation, molecular function: endopolyphosphatase activity; diphosphoinositol-polyphosphate diphosphatase activity; bis(5'-adenosyl)-pentaphosphatase activity. The transcript is spliced from 5 exons. NCBI's taxonomy places the organism in Eukaryota, Metazoa, Chordata, Actinopteri, Scatophagidae. Gene Ontology annotation, cellular component: cytoplasm; nucleus. Bases 380 to 940 code for a protein of 186 amino acids. The record is from RefSeq and is a predicted model, not a curated record. Gene Ontology annotation, biological process: diadenosine pentaphosphate catabolic process; diadenosine hexaphosphate catabolic process; diphosphoinositol polyphosphate metabolic process.
GCCAUGCGCAAAUGGAUCCAGAGGAGGGCUGUGCGCUGUAGGCUGUAGUCCACAUAAGAACGGAGCCUGCGGGGCUGCUCAUACACACACACACACACACACUGCUGACUGGUAGUCACAGGCAGCAGCCGGAGCCUUCACUUGCGUUUGUCUUCGAGACGCAUAUGAGGAAAACAUAAAUCCAGGAUAGUGCGACGGCAACCUUGGGAUCUCUCCAACAGCCCCUCCUCCUCUUAUUACUGACCAUCUCGGAUGCAGAGAGCAGCAAUGAUGCGGCGUCUCUGCUCUUAACUCGUCGGGACCCCCCCUCCCUCCCUCCCCGUCUCCUUGUCUCGGUCUUUGCCGGUUUUAUCUUAAAAGGAGACAGAAUAAACACACAAUGAAGCUCAAGCCGAACCAGACCAGGACAUACGACGGCGAGGGCUUCAAGAAACGGGCAGCAUGUCUGUGUUUCAAGAAUGAACGUGAAGAAGAGGUGCUGCUGGUCAGCAGCAGUCGGCACCCGGACCAGUGGAUCGUCCCCGGAGGCGGGAUGGAGCCAGAGGAGGAGCCAUGUGGUGCCGCAGUGCGAGAGGUGUUUGAGGAGGCUGGUGUGAAGGGCAAGCUGGGACGUCUGCUCGGCGUUUUCGAGCAAAACCAGGAUCGAAAGCACCGGACGUAUGUGUACGUGUUGACCGUCACGGAAACGCUGGAGGCCUGGGAAGACUCUGUCAACAUAGGCCGUAAGCGUGAAUGGUUCACCGUGGACGAGGCCAUCAAAGUACUGCAGAACCACAAACCCGUCCACGCUGAGUACCUGCGGAGGCUCCAGCUCAGCUGCUCUCCAACCAAUGGAAACUCCAUCCUCCCAAGCCCAACACCGAACGACAACUACCCCCAUUACAGCGCCACCGCCACAGCUCCCUCGACGGGCAGCGUGUUGGGCACCUCCUGCAGAUAGGACUGCACCCAAACCUUGUGUCCUGUCCAGCUCGGACAGUUCACUGAAAGUCUGUACAGUCUCGCAUGAAUCUAAUGACUUUUCAGAGCUGCGGCUCUCCUAUAUGUAUAAUUUCUGGUCUUGGGAAGACAGGACACACCAAAGCCAUCGCCAGAACUGUGUUAAAGACUUAUGUGACAGAGCGCGGGAGAUUUCUCUGACAGAAAAACUGUGACUAUAGCUAUCUCAAGAACACUUUUUCUUUUACUUGCAAAUACCAGACUGAUGAGCUGAAGCUUGGGAAGAGGAAGCUGCAGCAGAGUCUGCUGGUGUUAAUGACCUGGUGAAGGAAUGCCUUACAGAAACUUUGUAUGAAUGUUGUAUUUGGGUUGUUUUAUUUCACUUCCAACAGUCAUUUUUAUUUAUUUCUUUUUUUUUUAGCAGAAUGGAUAUGCUUUCUAGUCAAUAAAAGACUUAAAAUUACCCAGUUAAGAUUUAAAAAUGACCCAAAGCGCGUCCGUGUGGGGAAUAUUUCCAGAGUUAAUUAUGUAGUUAUGAUGAUGAUAAUAGCACAUAUUAUAUCUCAUUUAAAAACUGGAGCACUGAUAAGUUUCAAGGAUUGUGCUGCGUUUUACUGUAAAGUGGGAUUUUCUUCAUGCCAUGUAAUCAGGAAUAAUUGCCAAUUUCUAAAGAAGUUAAUUAACCUAAAGUGAUAAGCAGUAAAUAGCAAUAAAAGGAACUAAUCUGAAAACAUUUUAAACAAUAAAAUGAACACAAUGGAAAAAAUGGCUUUUAGCCCUAAAUGACAGGGUCAAAGCUACUGUAGCAGCUGUCUGUCAGUUGAUACCUCAGUAAACUGAAAACUGGAUCUGAGUCAUUGAGCAGCGCUCUGUUAGAGUUAAACUUCAGCCAAUGCCUCCGAAGGUAUGAGUCCACUAACCUUGACUGAUCAACAAACUGCUCUGUUGUCCAUUUAAAACCACAUACCUUUCAUCAGGACUCACUCACUUCCCAUGUUGUCAUAGUGAAAGUAUUUAAUAGUGUAAAGUACAUGUUUGCCUUAGGUAUUACAUGCUGCCAGGGUCAGUUUAUUUCAACCAUCAGUUUUCAAAAAGUGGAUUUUCUUCAAAUCAUUUGUAUAUUUUACUUGAAAUAAAAAAAAAUAUGCUGUAAGACAUUUUUUUUAAAGAAAACAUCACUAAAUGACAUCAUUUCCAUUAACAGUGUGUUUUCUCCACCAUCUGCAAGUAACCAACAAGUAUUUUUAUUAUUGGUUCAUCUGAUUUUCUCCAUUAGGUUAUCUAAAGUUUGGUCUAUUAAUUGUUGAUAAAUAAUGAAAGAAUGCCCGUCACAGUUUCUGUUGAUCAAUUAAUCCCUCCAACUUAACUCGCAUCUUGCAAAUUCUUUGGAGUUGCUGAUCACACAUUGAUUUUGAGAUCAUAAACUCUAGCAGCUUUUACUUGUUUUCAAAAAAUAGCAGUUUUAAUGUACAUAUUUUGAUAUUUCAUUCUUUUUUUGCCCCAUCUCUCUCUCUCUCUCUCCUUUCCUGUUUGCCUUUGAACUAUACAAUAUAUUGUGAGUUAAAGACGAAAACUACAACAUUUUGAUUAUGAAGACAGAAACCCAAAGAAAAAUAAGACUCAAAUACGCAGUUAAAAUGUCACAUUGGAGAUGAUUCACUUUCGCUUAUGUAAGCAUCUUCACUGAAAGACGCCCACUCACGCCUGUGCUGACAGCUGAAUGACGACUGGUAACCAUACACAGAUUUGUAAAUAGCUUUGAAGAGAAACAACGAAGAUGUGUUUUUAACCUGAAUGAACCUGUAAAAUUUCUCUUACUAUUUUAUAUAUUUUUUAACAAUGUAUAAAUGGCUGGGGAAAAAAAACAAGUAGAAAACCCACUGACAACAGUAUGUACAGUAUAUUUGUAUUGAUGACAAUGUGCCACAGGUUUAGGAUAUGAAUGUUGGUUGGUUUGUAUCAGAAUGAAGUAGAGAUGGUGGAAUUAAUGUGUUUUAAAUCACCAUUUGGUGAAAUCAGUGUUUGAACAUUUUUGGAGUGGCUGUUAAAACAAAAGGCAGGCCAGUAAUGACCAGAGGAAUAAUUUGGAGGCUUUGGUCAGACAAUGAAAAAUUUGUCAUACACAUUUGCAGACAAAUGCUUAUUUAUUAUUUUAUUUUUUUUAGGAGUAAAAACAAAUCUCCUUUUUGAACUUUCCCCAUGUGACCCAGAUUUAGGCUUCAAAAUUUUGGCCUCCUUUCAGCUGCACCUUUACAGUUUUAUCUACAAUAUGAUAAAUUCUGAAAGAUCAGUUGAGCCAACAUAAACUUUUAGCCUUGAAAAUAACAACUCCAACCACCUCAAACCUCUGUGUGUAUGUGCAUACGCGAGUGCGCGUUGUUGGCUGAUGAACGUGAAAUGUGAUGUGCCAAAUUGAGAAACGUGUUGAUGUCACACUAUAAUAUAAAGAAUUUAGCCCCCAAAAAGUAAUGAUCUUAAACAUGGUGUGGUGAACUAAAUUACUUUCAGAAUAUAAUCUUUUAUUAUGUGAAUUGGUGUGUUUUUAGGGAUUGACUGCAUCCUCCAUUGUUGAAGUUACUAAUGAAGGCACUUACUUUACCCCAAACUGUUUUUUAAAAUCCACUUGUCAUAUACCUGAGUCCUCGAGACUAUCUCAGUCAGCAGUCCAAAUAACGUAAAUUUAACUUAAACCCAUCGAUCGUGAUACAGAAACACCUUCUUAUCCCACUUUUUUAAGCCUUUGUUUGAUGCUUGGCUGUGUGUUGAUCUGUGAAUGCUGCUUUUAAGGGUAAAGCAUGACAGUGAGAAUAAGAAUCCCACAAAUGAAAUGUAGAUGGUACUCAAGUACAGACAUUUAAGCCUGGACUCAAGUGUCCACUACAUGAUUGGAUUUGGACAUCUUGAUUGUUUGCGCAACACACUGUAAUGUCUUUGUUUGUAUCCAGAGCAUUUUAAUCACAGAAAAUGAAAGCCUCGUCACCAUUUUGUCAUAAAUAUUAUGCACAGAAAAUUCUAAUGUGAACGUGAUUUGAAGACCUGGACUGAAUGAUUGUUUUGGAGAAAAGAUUGCAUUAAAGGGGGGGAAAUCUUA